UUUAAAAAGGUGCCUUGGUCUCAGAGAAGCAAGCAGACACUGCCAAGAUCAACACUGCAGAAAUGAAGAUCACAUUUGCUUGCGUCGCUUUCUUACUUCUGGUCGUGGGCCGGAGCUCUGAAGCCGUGCAGGUGGAGGAGAACGGUUUGUCCUUCUCCUUGGAAGCCGUCAAGAGACUCCAGGAGAUGUUUGAGAGCGCCAGGACGCCGGUGCUGAACCCGCGGAUGCGGGCCAGCUCGGCAUCCAUGUGCGAGGAGCCCAUGCUGCCCCAGGAGCUGCUGCCCCUGUGCAAGCAGAAGGGGGCGUCGGCAUCACUCGCCAGACUAGCAUUGGUGCCGCUGGACGUCUGCGAGGUUUGCGCCUUUGCUGCCUGCAGCGGCUGCUAAGCCGACACCACAUAUGUGCUUUAUUUCCUUAUUUGUAUCUUUCAUGUCUUCAUGUCCUUUAUUAAAAAACAAAACAAGUACUUAAAGAAGAAAAAAGGGCCAGAGUAGACCAGGAAUCCAUAAGGAGCUUUUAAACUCAAACUGUUACUUAAGAAAAAACAAAAAACAAUUAUCUUUUUUGUCAUUAGUUUUAUAUUUGAAAGUUUUUUGUUUCAUUUCUAUCUUACCAUGCUUUGUGUGCCUAUUUAAGCAUCCUCUUCUAUGUUGUUGUUUGGAAUAAAAAUGUGUGCACUGCAAGUCAC
Molecule: messenger RNA, 688 nt
Organism: Syngnathus typhle (broad-nosed pipefish)
Lineage: Eukaryota; Metazoa; Chordata; Actinopteri; Syngnathiformes; Syngnathidae
Product: guanylin-like
Exons: 3
Coding region: 63-386 (107 amino acids)
Cellular component (GO): extracellular region
Molecular function (GO): guanylate cyclase activator activity
Source: RefSeq, a predicted model, not a curated record